Molecule: messenger RNA, 2373 nt
Organism: Sebastes umbrosus (honeycomb rockfish)
Lineage: Eukaryota; Metazoa; Chordata; Actinopteri; Perciformes; Sebastidae
Gene: rnf11a
Product: ring finger protein 11a
Exons: 3
Coding region: 342-785 (147 amino acids)
Source: RefSeq, a predicted model, not a curated record
CCGGUUUGUGUGUUUUUUUUGUAAACACAAGGCAACAUAAAACCAGACACAGAAACAAACACCUCUCUGAGACGGUUAAACUCUUUGUCACUAAUCUUUUUACCAGCCACCGUGAAGCUCAACGUUGAACCUUUAUUACACCAAAGAGAGCCACGUCGCUCCUCUCACCGUUUCUCCGCUAAUCUCUUCACGGAAUGACAACAAACUAUCAGCUAACAGCUAAGCUAACGUCAAGCCAACUCGUUCUCAUCAUCCGUUAGCUCGUGAGCUCCAGUUGACGCUUCGCUGAGUGUCCGUCAGCCUCGCGGUGAAGUGGACUCUCUCAUGGUGGUCUCGGCUCGAUGGGGAACUGUCUGUUUUCACAAGGAGCGGACGACCUGUCGCUGCUGAACGAGUCCGAGGGGGGCAGUCUGCCCGGAGAGCCUCCGCCGCCCUACCAGGAGCGCCACCAGCCUAUGCCAGUAUACCAUCCCACUCCAGGGGAGAGUCGUCUGGCUUACCAGCUGACAGAGGAGGAGCAGAUCCGCAUUGCCCAGCGAAUCGGUCUCAUCCAUCACCUGCCCAAAGGCAUGUUCGACCCGGGCUCUGAUCCCACUGAUAAGAAAGUUAAAGAGUGUGUGAUCUGCAUGAUGGAUUUUGAGUAUGGCGAUCCCAUUCGGUUCUUGCCCUGCCUUCACAUCUACCACGUGGAUUGCAUUGACCCCUGGCUGAUGCGCUCCUUCACCUGCCCCUCCUGCAUGGAGCCGGUAGACGCAGCCCUGCUGUCCUCUUAUGAAACCAACUGAGCAGCCCCAUGACGGCUGCUCCUGCCUAAAAGUAACUGCACCUUUUUAGCCGAAACUGUCCUAGCUGUUCAGACAGGUAGCCAAGGUGAUGAGGCAUUAUGCAGAUGUUUGGAGGUUGUUUUAGGAUGCAGACAGGUGUUGAAAACUGUGCCCUACAGUACGUUGCUAAAGUCUGAUAUGCACCUGUUUGGAAACUCAUUUGCCUUUUAAAGUAGGACAACGUGCCAAAUCGAGCUAGAUGAAGAAUAUGGAAAGCUGUACACGUAGCAAAAUAUUACUGCAAAGUAAUUUCACUUUUGUACGACUGACAGUUUAUUUUAAUUUGUGAUUUUAGAUGCAUGUCACCGAUGUAAUUUACUUCCCCUUUCUAUACGUAAUGUGCAAUAUGUUAACAUCAAUAGAGAAAAUGCAGGAAAUUUGUCUUGGUCAAGUGAAGUUACUGUGUUUUUCAAACGAACAUGUGGCCUUGAAUGUCACAAAAAACACAGGCCUCUCUACUGAUAUGCAAUCAUCAAAACCCAGAAAAAUAAGUUUUUCUGAACAAAGUUAUACUAUGAGGUCCCACGACCAUUCAUGAGAUAGAAUGGUGACAUUUUUAGAUAGAAGAUAUUCAAGGAUUGAAUCUAUUUUAUUUCACUAGGGUUGUCGGUACUGUAGUUUUUCCUUUGAAGCUGCUUUUAUAAAUAUGGAUCUGAUUUUUUUUUUUUUUUUUUGCCUUCCCACAAUAUGUAUCCCCCUCCUUUGCUUUGCCUUGAGUUUGUGCUCUCUGUUUUGUUUUAAAAAUCAGUCCUUAGUGUGUCCUUUUCAUUGUUUACUGUCAGUAACAUUUACAAAGACAAGAUAUGCUGUGCAAUCCCCCUUAAAGCACCUUGGGCUACCCCUCAUCUGGCACUCUGUAGCUUGUAGAUUUCAUAGAUGAUUGUGUGUUUUGAUAUGUGUGUGUGUUUCUUGAGGAUGUGGUGGGUAAAGAUUGGCAUGUCGAGGUAACAUGUUGAAUUAACCAUGUCAGUUGUAAACCUGGUUGUAGUUCCCUCGCUUUUUCUAGUUUGAAGCUGUUGGGUUUUGUUUUGUGUUGAUGGCCUUCUUACAGCAAGUGAUGCAUUUCCAGAGCUCCUGGGUCUGCUCUUUUUGGAAUUAGACGUGUACUCUCUGAUACUGACGGCGUAAUGUUUAGCACAAACAAGUAAAAUGCUGAAAGAGAGUAAGCUACAGCAGUAGAAAGGAAUGUGUCUUGAAUGUUAAGCAUUAUUUCAGCUUUUAAAGAUUUGGACAUUAUACGUGACAAUAAGAGGACAUUUCUGAUUUACUCAGGCUGCUGUGCCUUUUAAGGUUGAGGUAAGCCAAUUCCUGUGAAGUACAAUCAUUUCUGAAAGGACUUUUGUUUUUCUUUUAGUUGUCCUCUAAGGGGAAACAGACACCAGCACUGUACUGAUUUGUGUCACUAUGAAUUAGGCCAGAAAUUAAGCCAGAUGUUUGCUCUGGCUACUGUUAACAAUCAGUUUUGAUUUAUGUUGUGUGCCACCAGUGCGCAGAUUUUAGGAAAAUCGUAAAACCACAAAUAAAGUGGAUACCAAAUUUUACACAAGAA